Acanthaster planci (crown-of-thorns starfish) is the source of this 339-nucleotide messenger RNA. RefSeq lists its product as uncharacterized. Gene Ontology annotation, biological process: regulation of DNA-templated transcription. Gene Ontology annotation, molecular function: DNA binding. The record is from RefSeq and is a predicted model, not a curated record. Lineage: Eukaryota; Metazoa; Echinodermata; Asteroidea; Valvatida; Acanthasteridae. Gene Ontology annotation, cellular component: chromatin; nucleus.
AUGGACGAUUCUAGCAAUGAUCACGGGGCGGCCACGGGAGAUGCUGUAACUCAAGCCCCGCCGAAGAGAGGACGUGGUCGACCUCGGAAGAAUCCCGCGCCAAGUACAGAGGCCCCUGUUAUCAAGCCCAAAGAAGCAAAGAGCAAAUCCACCAAGGAAAAUGGUCAAGCUACCAAGGAGACAAAAAAGGCAAAAGCCCCCAAAACCAAAGCACAACCACCAAAGAAGGAGGCCCCGCCUGAAAAAAAGAAAAGGGGAAGGAAACCCAAGCAGAAGCAACGAUCAUCUGAAGAGGAAGCUGAAACACCAAAUGAUGAUGCAUCCACAGAGGAGUCAUAG